AUGUCUGAUUCAACAUUUGAGGACAUUUGCUGUACCUCGCUAUCAGCUCCUCAGCGUAGUUUUCUAGACUCAUUACUAAGCUCCUAUAAUCUUUGUUUGGUUGCACCAUCAUGCAAAAUAUCACCUGCUGUAUCAGAUCUCAUUAAUGGUCCUUUUCUGAUAAAUCGUACAUCUGCUAUUUCUCCAGACUUUGUUAUCCACAACAUGUCAUUCAACCCUACAAGUACUAUUUCAAAUAGCACUAUUACGUUGGCAGAUCAACUUGUUCAACAAGCCAACAAGACCUACACUGCACACCAGUCAGACAGACACAGUCUUACUGCUUUGCCCAAGCGUUACAAACACCAAAAUAGUAUAGAGAAAUCCGAUUUGGUUAUGGGUGUUCAAAGCCUUUCCAAAAAGCUCUGCGAUACUAUUCAACAUGCCAUUCGCAUUUCAAGCAAUUUGUCCACAAAUGCUGAUGAAAAAGAUAAUACUGCUACUGCACAAGCUCAGCUUAUGCUUUCUCAAUCCAAAGCUAUCGAACGAUCUGCCAUCAUCUGCUCCAUUUCAAGACAGAUUUGCGAAUUGGCACAGUCGUUACAGUAUUUAUCUAAAGAGGAUAUGUUGGAUCCACCAAUAAUUGAUUUAUUGCUACUAUCUGAUGAAGAUGCACUGGACAUUAUAAGGAUGUUAUUUGAACCAGAUCAUACUACAACAGCAUUCACCACUGCCUUUGACCCAUUUAUUUUUGUGUUUAGAUAUGUAAUUCGAUGGCUCUUAUUUCAACGACUGGUUGAGCUAGAUCGUCCUUUUGGCCGUACACUCGCGUCAGCAUUACGAAUUGUAAUGAAAGCGCAGCCUAAAUUGGCCAUGAAAGAACUCAUUGUUGACCUUUUAUGGGACUAUUCCCAGCGGUCUGCUACUGCUAUGAUUGAGUCAAUUUGCAAAAUAUCCAAAGAAUCCUUAUCUCAAGAAGACCAGUUAUAUCUAUUAUGUAUCAUUGAAGAAAAUCAAGAACGGCGAUUGGAAUUGAAUAGCUUAAUGAUCCCACUAUUGGAUUUGCUACCAUUGACUUCAACAUCAGUGGUAGUUUCCAGCAAAUUUAUUGAUGUUAUUCUUGCAUUUUUGUAUAGAUUUCAACCAGAUAUUCGGCAGAGUGCUGUUAAAUUCGCAUCAGCUAUUCUCGGCGUGUGUCAUGCAUUUGAAGACAUGAAACUCUCUUUUAUUCAAAUCAAAAUGCUUGAGCAGCUAGCAUUUGGUACAAACACCUUUUUGCGUAGAAAACUUGUAUCUAGCACAUCUCGACUUUUGGCAAAUGUCAUUUAAUAUAGAGGACAUAAUUAAUGAAUGGCCAAGAGCCAUAGUUUAUGGGUUAGAUGACACUUGUUUAAUUUCUUUAAAUUAUCAGCUUACAGUCGUAUUGACGUAAAAUGAAUCACUAUCUUGCAUGGUAAUAAACAAUGAUUAAAUAUC
Batrachochytrium dendrobatidis JAM81 is the source of this 1455-nucleotide messenger RNA. RefSeq lists its product as uncharacterized. The transcript has 6 exons. The coding region runs from base 1 to 1308 and encodes 435 amino acids. Lineage: Eukaryota; Fungi; Chytridiomycota; Chytridiomycetes; Rhizophydiales. The record is from RefSeq and is a predicted model, not a curated record.